ACGGAUACGGAUCUUGUCCCUACUUCAUCUAAAUCGCAGUUGUCCAAAUAUGCUUUCUCUUGAUUAGUAUAUCAUAUAGAGCACACGGAGAGACUAAUAAAUAUUCACAAAAAAUUCUGAGAGAGGAGACAAAGCCAAGCUGGAAUUGACAGAACCUAUUGAGAGUGCUCGUGUGCAUGGUUAGACAUUUUGUAUAAGAUAAUAAAACUUGCAUUAUUCAAUUCCUUGAAGAUAGGCAUGAUGAGAUUUACACGAGUGGCUAUUAAUUGCCUUCAAUAGCAGACAAGCCAGCUCUGUCUGAAUAUAUCUCAUUGCAAUGAAACUAAUCUCAAUGCAUUAAGUAAAUUAUGUAUAUAGUUGGAGGGAGACACUUUAGCUUAUAUGGUACUGGAGGAGAUCUUUUAUUAAUGGUUAAUAUUUUCACCAAACCACCAAUAUUUUCAAUAUAGUUAGCAUAAUGCAAGCGUGUGAGAUCAAGGGAAAUUAGAUAUUUAAAUAAAGAUUACAGUUUCUGAAAGUUGUAUUUCUUCUUAAAUUACACCAACCACAUAACAUAGCAAAAUGCCAAAACCUACUUUCCUUGAGGAAAUUCUAUAGAGAAUAAAAAUUAACAACUUUGGUUUAUUUAUGUUCUCACGUAAAUUUAUUUUUGUAAUCUCUUUCUCCAAGUUAUAGUUCAUAUUUUGCCUUGACUAUUUCUUUCAGAGAUAAGGGUUAGCUUCAAGAGCAGACAAGCCAGCUCUGUUUUCGAAUAUCGAAUAGUCGCUCGUGCAAUGGCAACUCAGUGCAUUAAGUAAAUAGAGAAUUGAGCUGUGAGGAUGGUUGGAGAGAGACAUAGAACUGAUAUGGCGGAGAUCUUGAUCCAUUAUUUUUAUUUUCAUAUUUGAUGCUUAACCACCCUCAGAUUCCUCUUGCCUCUCUUUCCUGAUGGUGUAUAUAUGUAUUGACCGGAGAGGCAUUGAGAAGGCAGAACAAACAUCUUUAGCUCUCUCAACAUAUUCUUCUUCAUCAAUAACAAAGAGCCUAAGAUCAAUAAAAAUGGCUGUCUCCUUCCACGUUCGCUCCCACAGUUAUCCCUCGAUACCUCACCCACAAGCCACUCAUGUUGAUGAGCAGUUGGCCGGAUUAAGAUCUUCUGAAGAAACCUCAACAUCUUCAAGCUCUUCUAUCUGUCAAAGACUUGACAACCUUCAAGACUUACAUGAGUCUCUUGACAAGCUUAUCCGCCUACCCGUUACACAACACGCUUUAGGUCAAGAGCAGAACAAGAAAGCCGUUGAGCAGCUUCUUGAUGGAUCUCUCAGGAUCUUGGAUGUGUGCAACAUUUCCAAGGAUGCUUUGUCCCAGAUGAAAGAAGGUCUCAUGGAGAUCCAAUCGAUUCUAAGAAGAAAGCGCGGAGAUCUAUCAGGAGAGGUCAAGAAAUACUUAGCUUCAAGAAAGUCCUUCAAGAAGACAAUCCAGAAAGUACAAAAGUCUCUCAAGGUUGCACAAGCCGAAGACAACAACGACAAAUCUUUGGCUGUGUUUGGAGAAGCAGAAGCCGUUACAAUUGCUCUGUUUGAUUCUCUCUUUAGCUACAUGUCUGGAUCAAAGACUUGUAGCAAAUGGUCAGUCGUCUCAAAGCUAAUGAACAAGAAGAAAAUUACAUGUGAAGCACAAGAAAACGAAUUCACUAAGGUUGACUCCGAAUUCCAAUCCGAGAAGACUUUGAAAAUGGAGGAUGUGCAGAUCCUAGAGUCAUGCAUUCAAGAUUUGGAAGAUGGACUUGAAUCAUUAUCUAAGUCUUUGAUCAAAUACAGAGUUUCAAUUCUUAACAGCUUUGGCCAUUAAAGCCUAAUAAUUUUGUACAGAAAAGAAAAGUUAAUAGAAACAAAUUCAACUCUCAAUUCCAAA
This is a messenger RNA of Arabidopsis lyrata subsp. lyrata, 1893 nucleotides long. RefSeq lists its product as uncharacterized. Lineage: Eukaryota; Viridiplantae; Streptophyta; Magnoliopsida; Brassicales; Brassicaceae. The record is from RefSeq and is a predicted model, not a curated record. Bases 928 to 1830 code for a protein of 300 amino acids. Gene Ontology annotation, biological process: root development; shoot system development. The transcript has a single exon.